Heterobilharzia americana is the source of this 3204-nucleotide messenger RNA. The record is from the annotation of a GenBank genome assembly. Lineage: Eukaryota; Metazoa; Platyhelminthes; Trematoda; Strigeidida; Schistosomatidae.
AUGGGAGAAUUGGCUUUGAAGGUAGUCACCGGGGAUGUUGAGUUUCUUCUUGAAAAAAAUGAUAUUGGUUCCCAGUACGGUUGUGUACUCGCAGUUUCUCAAUCUGGUUCUGUGUUAUCCUCCGGACUGAAAGUGGGUGCACUUAUUGUAUCUGUUGGUGGGAUUCCACUUAGUGGAUUAAAUCGUGAAGAAUUGCGAACCCUCAUUAACGACUCCACCAAUUCUGGUGAAUUAAAACUGAAAAUAAUGGAUAAUGAGGGUGAAAGGUAUUGUUCUUUUCCCUUGGAAACUAGUGACAAGGAAAUAUGUCAAACAGUAGAUAAAGAUACUGAACUCAAACCGGAUAGGUUGGAAUUGGAAAACUUGCGCAUAAUACAUAAGCAAGCAUAUCGAUCUUCUCCGGAUAGUGUCAGAUCACAGCAUAAUUCACAGAAUACUUCUGUUGACACACGUGGCCCUCAAAUUAAUUUUAAACCUAAACAUUCUUCUGUUUGUCCUGCUGUUACCGAUUCAUACGGAUCUCAUUUGGGUGCAGUUGCCAAACUGGCUAUCGAUGGCGGACUUACUACUGAUCAACUACUUCAAAUAGGAUCUUCAGACAUAAAUCAACCCGGUCAUUAUUUGUAUCAAUCAUCUAUCAACUGCGAUCAGAAAUGUGUGGCUCCAGAUCUCAAAUAUAGCUCUUCAGAUCCACGUGACGCAAAAUUUUUGACUGCUCAUUCUUCUGCACCAUACUCACAAAUCUGUCGUAUUUCUCCUGGGGCAAUAGAAGACCGUCCAUCCAAUACUCCACCUCUAGCUUCUACUUUUGUCACGGACAAUAUAGGUGCUACUGACAUAGUUCGUUUGGGACCGGGUAACAUUGUUACUCGUGCUCCAGCUGGUUCAACCGUAUACAGUCCAUCGAGUUUGAUCCGGAUGCAUUAUUCUCCGAAACCGUAUGUUGGAAUGGGAAUAACUGGAACUCCAUAUGUCCCAGUAGUAUCUACACUCACAAUCUCCAAUCUUAAUGUCCCAUCACCUGUAUUAUCAGAUGGAAGUGAUACUUGUUUAUGUUCAAAACCGACUAUCAAUUCUGAACCAAAUAUUUCGACUACGUGCUUAGAUUUGGGUACAACGAAAACACCUGAACCAAUUUUCCGUUGUUCAACAUCUUCUCCAAGUCCUACAGAAAUGUCUCCAUCAAUACUGAACCGACCAGGAAUAAAACGAAACUAUGUGAAUCCCACUCUACGGUCUUCAGCACCAGUAACAUCCGCAUCUCAAUAUAUACCUACUGCUAAAAACUCUAUCACUGAUUCCUACCUACCUCAUCCGAAGCCCUUUAACUUACAUAACUCACCAAGUUCACAGGUAGCUCGAACAGUCAGACAUCUUCGACGUAUUCGACAUAUAUUUGGUGAUUCUAUUGGAUACACUAGCUCUGUAACAUCAGCCUCUACAGGUGCACUUACGGAUGAGGAUAAAGAUUCUGUUUGUUCACCUAAAGUUGGACAUCUACGAUCUCAUGGAUACCACUCUGUUGAAUCUGUUAGGCGUUCAAGUUUGCUAUGUGAUUGUUCUCCAGAUCAUAUUAGGGAUAUGAACGAUAAGAAAUCUAUCCAAAUUAACAAUUCAUAUCCUUCACAUGCUGUAAUUGCAUCUAUCAAUUGGAAUGACUCAGAAACACAGGAUUUCAAAAAAUCAUUACUAUGGUACAAUUACCAUAUGGUACUAUCAGGUCAGACUUUGGUUUUAACACGAGAAAAAGAUUUAAGUCAGGUUGACCCUAGUGAUAAUUUAGAUCAUGUUCAUAUUCCGCUAUCUGGAGAAAGUAUAGUUUGGCAUUCACUUACUGAAUUACCUGGCUUUACAUGUCCAUCUUCAUCUCAUUGUAAUCCCAAAACUGGAGUUAUCGGUGUGCUAAACAGUUCAAAAUUGAACUUGACGUGUUGUUUACAUUUUCCAGAUCGUCAAACAGCCUGUUGUAUCUUUGAUCAUUUCGGACCUCAAAAGGCCCGUAAAGACUCAAAGGAGAAACAGUCUACCGCUCCUUCAUCACAAACUGCUUUACCAUUGCAUGGGUCGCGUUCUAAAUUCCCCUCGGGACGGUCUAGUCUUGGUCUUGCUGGACCUUCUGGUGUAACACCAUUAUUUAAAGCAAUGGGAACUGCAGCAGCAUCCGUCGGUCUACAGCUCACUGAUUACGUGAACCUUCCGAGUGCAUUGCAUUUAGUUCCUACUUCUCAAACGUCAACUUCAGCAGGAAAUGGUGAUGUCAGCAAAUCAAAAGGUGAUCAGGCUUUGACAACUAAGUUAUCUUAUUCACCUGAUUCCACAACACAAUCCAAUAAAUCUAAAGAGCUUAGAUUUCUACCUUCUUAUCCUCGAGGUCGUGGACGUUUGCAGCAAGCACUUACUCGAAUGAGACGUGCAGCUACAGCAUCAUGUGAUCCUACUAGUCGUUCUAACUCUAAUGUAACAACACGUAGAUUUGCUUCAUCACAUGGUUUCGGGAAAAGCAAGUCUAGCCUAAUAAGUUCCCCUGUCAAAACCUCUACUGAACCUAUAAAUUGUUCAAUCGAAUUAGAAAAUAGUUCAAAUAUAACAUAUCAGUCAUCUGAUCAUAGUCCAUUUGCGUUGUUACUAGCCACAUCUGUUUCCCCAUCACCAUCGUUACAAACUUCUUGUCUGACGUGUAUGCCAGUGGAACCUAAUGAGCCAGUCAACAUCAACUCCAAUUCAUCUGAUCUAAUGGAAGAAUCCCAAGAACAUUCAAACAAUGACAUAUAUCAUCAACAAAAUGCAGGUAUGACAUCCAGUCAACAAUCGAAAUGGGAGUAUAAAGCAACUAGUCAACUUACUGUUCUUAUAUCCGAAAAUACCCAAGAGAUGGUAUCAGAUGGUGAUGUAGAUAAAAAUAGAAUUAAAUUUAUGCAAUCUGAAAAAUCCAGACAUCACUUCAUACCACUACCUUUACAUGUUUGUGGUCCUCUACCACUACAUAAGUGUCCCAGAAGUACACUAUCUCCAUUUGUUCCAUUCGUGGUUGAGUUGUGUGUAACUCUUGUCGAGCGGUAUGGUCUCAAUUGUAUUGGUAUCUAUCGGCUUUCUGGAAGUAAAGUAGCCCAUGACUUUAUAACUUCUGAAUUGAGUAGAGAUAUUACCACCGUUGAUGUAAUGUCGGAUAAGUGGAAUGACUACAUGCUGUUUGCGGAGUAUUGA